CCCAAGGGUUUCCGCCUUCCUCCGCUCCGACUGCUGUGGACUUAGCAGAGAUUUCAGAUAUAAUAGGCUGAAAAGUCUUACCAGUGUUCAAAUCGCGCUCUUGAGGCCCCGAGAGGGUUGCAGCUGAGUGUCACGACUCCUAUUCCGCGAAGGAAGAACUCGUGAUGGCACGAAGCGUUCUGCCGUCCGUGUUUUUGCUCGUGAUUCUCUCCAGAAGCUUCAAUCGUGUAGCUGCCAGUCGACAGCUCACUGAAGCGGAAGAAGUCGAGGAAGCUCGCUCUGAGAAAUCCAUACGCAUUAUGUUCGACGAUUGGAUGCUCAAACAGUCCAAGACCUACACUCAGUCCGCCGAGAUGAGUACCCGGUUCUCAAUUUUCAAAGCGAAUCUGAGGCGCAUUGAUGAGCAUAACAGCCAGCCUUCGUCGUACAAACUGGGAUUGACGACAUUCGCCGAUCUUACUCCAGACGAGUUCAGGUCGAUUUAUCUAAAGAACAAAUUUCGACAAAAUGUGAGAACUAGUCAGGCACCGACCUUCACGUAUGGACAUGUAGACUCUUUGCCUACGGAGGUAGAUUGGAGGAAGGAAGGAGCAGUAACAGGUGUUAAAUCCCAAGGUCAAUGUGGGAGCUGCUGGGCGUUCUCGACCAUCGGAGCUGUCGAAAGCUUGAACCAGAUCAAAACAGGCAAUCUGAUUUCUCUCUCAGAACAAGAACUGGUGGACUGUGAUGUCACUUUGAAUACUUAUGGCUGCGCAGGAGGUUUCAUGGACUACGGGUUUGAGUAUAUAGUGCAAAAUGGAGGUGUGGAUACUGAUAUGGACUACCCUUACAUUGCUGCCGAGGACUUCUGCAACAGUCACAAGGAGACGAGAGUUGCUGCAUCAAUAAAUGCUUACGAGCAGGUAACAAUCAACAGCGAGAAAGACCUACAAAAGGCAGUGGCACAUCAACCCGUCAGCGUGUCCAUUCAUGCAAGCUCCGAGGAUUUUCUACUAUACGAAAGCGGAAUCUACAACACCACCUGUGGCACAGAACUAGACCACGGUGUUCUCGUUGUGGGCUACGGAACGGACCAAGGGCAAGAGUACUGGCUCGUGAAGAACUCAUGGGGGGAGAGCUGGGGUGAAAGUGGCUACAUUCGAUUGCAGCGCAACGUCCAGGCACCUGAGGGAAUGUGUGGCAUUGCAAUGGCCGCCUUGUACCCGACCAAGACGGGCAACAUCCCAGGCUCAAAUUGAGACCAUCAUGGUCGGUCCAAAUAGUUCGAUCCUCGUUACAUGUGUACAUGUCCGUAGUCGUCUGUUCAGGGUUUGUACAUAGUGUUCACAGUCCGAAGGUGCAUCUCAAUGUGCACAAGUGUAAAAUUAUCGUUCCAGUAGGUGAGAUUAUCUAGAAUUCGCACGGGACUGUACUGAGCCCGCUCCGUUACUCAUGUUGUCAAGCUAGACAGAUGAGAAAGAUUUUGACACGAUCGAUGUAGUAAAAUUACCCGUAUUCGUCUCAUAGCGGCGAUUUUGUUCUCAAGCUGUUGUUGACCGCCUCGAGAAGGCAGAUGAUCUCCACAUGCAAUGCAGACGCUGAAAUAUCUUC
Marchantia polymorpha subsp. ruderalis is the source of this 1590-nucleotide messenger RNA. The record is from the annotation of a GenBank genome assembly. Lineage: Eukaryota; Viridiplantae; Streptophyta; Marchantiopsida; Marchantiales; Marchantiaceae.